UAUUGGGAUAAAGCAUUUUUCUGUUUGCUACCAUUUCCAUUUUUGAUCCCACCAUUCUUGGUCCCAAACCAGGGUGAAAAUGAUCUGGUUCCGAACACGGAUGAGCCCUGUGGGAUAGAGACCCUUGAAGGUAACAGAGAGGCAGAGCUCAUGAACCAGCUGGUGCCUGUCUUUUUUGGUAGGAACCCCGACUGGGGCAGCACCUUCAGGUCUAUUUACUCAGCUUUCAUCACCAGCCAGCAGGUGCUGGAGCUGCUCUUCCCAAGUGCCGUGCCCAUCAACCCGGGUACCUGGAUGGAGCAGUACAGCGAGGCUUUCCAUCAGCCUCCAGGCCUCAUGAUUCUCCAGCUGCUGCUGCCUUACCUUCAACUGUACAUGGGUGGCUUGAAUCUGGAGUGCCAAGCACACCACCUGCUGGCACAGCUGGAGGAUGGCAAGUCCAGUGAGGCAGAGCCUGAGUUCCAGGAGGCCCAUGCUGGGAACAAGGAGAAGCCAUUUUCCACUCAGGCCAUGCCCCUGUCUGGGAAUAGGUCCAGCAUGGGCUCAGGGGCUGAGAUCUUCGUGGGAGACAGUGUGGAUUGUCUGUUUUUGCAAAGCUCACAUCCAGUCUGUCAUGUUGGAAUCUUUUCUCCUCUAGCUACAGACUCACUUCCAAUGCCCACCCCAGGGCUAGAGUCUCAUCAAGGAGCUGCUCUUGUGGCCAGUGAAGGAGCAGCACCAUCGCCAGAGGCAGAGCUCAAGUCCAGUACCCCCAAGGUCUCUGCUCCAAGCUCCACAAUACCUCUGUACAACCAGCGAGUGGGAGACAGCUGCUCCAUUCAUGUCCAUCUAGAAAAUCAAAGGCGAAUGGAGUAUAAGAACAUCGUGGUGACCUGCCAGGAUAGGGCACCCGCGGUCAUACGGAGGGCCUUACAAGAACACUUGCUCAAUGAGGAGGAUCCAGAGGACUUUGAGCUGCUUCAGAUUGUGUCGGAGCAUAAGAUGCUGAGGAUCCCUGCUGAUGGUAAUGUGUUUUAUGCCAUCAAUCCCCGCGUGGACUUUGAUUUUGUCCUCAGGAAAAGAGUCACCAGGAAGUGGGCCAACAGAAAGACCAAGGAGGCCACUGAAAGCAAGGACUCCGGUACCAAUAGUGUCACCAACAGCAGUUCCCUACUGCCUCAUUACAACGAGCAGGCAGAAGACAGCAGCUUCGUACAGGUCCACCUGGAGGAGCAGACCAAGAGGGAUUCACAGCGCAUCCUGGUAAGCGGGCUGGCAGGGCUUCCUCCUGCAUGA
Messenger RNA from Sciurus carolinensis (gray squirrel), 1275 nucleotides. Its product is annotated as ral guanine nucleotide dissociation stimulator-like. Gene Ontology annotation, biological process: signal transduction. The record is from RefSeq and is a predicted model, not a curated record. NCBI's taxonomy places the organism in Eukaryota, Metazoa, Chordata, Mammalia, Rodentia, Sciuridae. The coding region runs from base 151 to 1275 and encodes 374 amino acids. The transcript is spliced from 6 exons.